UCGGAUCGCUACAACGUCUCGGCGGUCGCUCGCUCCCCUGCUCUGCAGCCGGAGCCACUGCCGCCACCGGCCCGGCCCCAGAAAGGAGGCUCUGGCCCGAGCGUGCGGGCACAGUAGCUUCAGCGUCAUGAAGGCCCGGCUCCAAUCCCGCCCGCGGUGCACCAGCGCGGGCAGCUGGGACCGGCCGGCAGGAGCAAGCGGGCGGCGAGGGGGCCGGGCAGGCUGCACUGGGCGGAGCGGCCCUGGCGGCGGUUGGGACCUGAAGGUUCCAUUGCACUUACUUCCUGUUUUGGGUCCGGGCACUUUGGAAGAACCAGGAUGGAGGCUCCAAAAAAUACCAGGAUGGAGGAAGCAGCCACGGGCAAGAGUGGCUGCGGCUGGAGUAAGCGAGCGCGACGAGCCACCGGAAACGGAGCCGCGACCGCGCCCCGCCCCUAGCCCCCUGCACGCUCCCCCUCCCUCUUCCGUGGGGUGGCUUCGCGCGCCGGGUGCGGGCGUCACUUCCGGCAAAGUCGGCGCGCAAAGAAGGUUCCGGGUUUCUGGCGCUUCAAUUCGGACACAGGAACCCCAAGAGACCAGGUGUCAUCUGUGGCUUCGUGACCCUGCUGUGGCCCCUGGAAAGCAUGUGCUUCUUGCAGAGAUCAGAGUUAAGAAGAUGGGAGGCAUCAAAGUCCCCCAAUAUCAAGGUAUGAAAUAUGAAGUUGGUUUGACUAGCCAUUUUACUCUCACCAGAGGGGAAAUCCUGAAGCUUCCCAGGAAGAUUCAAACUAUAUCAACAGAGACCAUGGGAGAUGAUUUCUGCUGAGCAACAUGGAAGUCAUUAACAAUCUGGCUUGUCUCCAUUUUCGGUCCCUUCUCAUACUCUCUGCCAUUCUAUUUCCAGUAUGUUCAUGUUUUCCCAGAAUAGCUAUAAAAUCAUGUAAUUGGCCUCCAAAUCAGCAAUGCUGACACAGCCGUUGGCAUUAAAGUACGGCAAAAUUGAUCAGCUUAUUUCUAAGAAAAUAUUCCAACGGGGUCAAGUUGUUUCAAAAUUUUAGGGAGAGUCUGAUCUAUGCAUUAAUGCUGUUGUUUCUGUCAUUACUACAUGGAGUGGAUACUGAAAACUGUCCCCACACUGCCUCCAAAAAUACCACUUCCCACAUGCAGUCAGCACCUUGCUGGUCCAGAUUCCUGCACAUGUAACGUGGUGUGCCCAUCUCUAGGCCAAGGCAGCUGAACACGGGGGGUUCCAACCUCAGAAAAAGUAUAUAAAAUCACAUGCUUAAAGGGCAACAGGUGGUAUAUGGGGGCAACAGUGGCUUGCCACCCAAGAAAUUAUAAAAUAAGGGAAAUUAGAUUUUUCUUUGAGACUUAAACUGCAAAAUCAGUAACUAGUGGAUGUGUCAAACAUAUUUUAAAAAUUACCCAAGAAAAACUCCCAUAAAAGAAUAUAUGAUGAAUACCUCAUUUUUGGUGUGUGUCAGUAUUUGUGUGGGAUAUGUAAAGUGAGUCAAUUCAAUUUUCUUAUUUGUAAAAUGCAAAUAACUGUACCUAUUUCACACUGGUAUUGUGAGAAUUAUGUGAAACGAUGCAUAAAAAGUAUUUAGUAUAGUGCCCGUUGAAUACCCCACCUGUCGGUCUGUCAUAUUGCAGUGGCUUGUGUGUUGCUGUGGUACUGGAAGCUAUGCCACUGGUAUUGCAAAUACCAGUAGGGUCACCCAUGGUAUACAGAUUUCAACUGAGCUUCCAGACUAAGACAGACUAGGACCUGGUGGUCUACUUCUGAAAAAAUUAGCCAGGGAAAACCUUAUGAAUAGCAGCGGAGUAUUGUCUGAUAUAGUGUGGGAAGAUGAGUCCCUCAGGUUAGAAGGCACACAAAAUACAGCAGGGGAAGAGCUGCCUAUUCAAAGUAGAGUAAACCUUAAUGACAUGGACGGAGCCAAGCUUUCGGGACCUUCAUCUGCUGAUGUGGCACGACUCAAAAUGAGAAGAAACAGCUGCAAACAUCCAUUAAUAAUUGUUAUGUGGAAUGUAUGAAGUAUGAAUCUAGGAAAACUGAAAGUCAUUAAAAAUGAAAUGAAACGGAUGAACUUCAAUAUCCUAAGCAUUAGUGAGCUGAAAUGGACUGGUAUUGGCCAUUUUGAAUUGGACAAUCAUAUGGUCUACUGUUCCGGGAAUGACAAAUUGAAGAGCAAUGGUGUCGCAUUCAUUGACAAAAAGAACAUUUCAAGAUCUAUCCUGAAGUACAAUGCUGUCAGCAAUAGGAUAAUAUCCGUUCACCUACAAAGAAGACCAGUUAAUAUGACUGUUGUUCAAAUUUACACAGCAACCACUGAGGCCAAAGAUGAAGAAACUGAAGACUUUUACCAACUUCUGCAGUCUGAAAUUGAUCAAACAUGUAAUCAAGAUGCAUUGAUAAUUAUUGGUGAUUGGAAUGCAAAAGUUGGAAACGAAGAGGGAACAGUGGCUGGAAAACAUGGCCUUGGUGAUAGAAAUGAUGCUGGAGAUUGCAUGAUAGAAUUUUGCAAAACCAAUGACUUAGUAAUUGCAAAUACCUUUUUCAACAACAUAAACAGCAACAAAAGGAAUUAAAUCGACUAUAUCUGUGGAAACAGAUGUUGGAAAAGCUCGAUAUCAUCAGUAAGAACAAGGCCAGGGGCUGACUGUGGGACACAUCAUCAACUGCUCAUAUGCGAGUUCAAGUUGAAGCUGAAGAAAAUUAGAACAAGUCCAAGAGAGCCAAAAUAUGACCUUGAGUAUAUCCCACCUGAAUUUAGAGACUAUCUCAAGAAUAGAUUUGAUGCACUGAACACUAAUAACCAAAGACCAGAUGAGUUGUGGAAUGAUAUCAAGGACAGCAUACAUGAAGAGAGCAAGAGGUCACUGAAAAGACAGAAAAGAAAAGACCAAAAUGGAUGUCAGAAGAGACUCUGAAGCUUGCUGUUGAAUGUAGAAUAGCUAAAGUGAAAGGAAGAAAUGAUGAAGUAAAAGAAUUGAACAGAAGAUUUCAAAGGACAGCUCAAGAAAACAAAAUAUUACAAGGAAAUGUGCAAAGAUCUGGUAAUAGAAAACCAAAAGGGAAAAACACACUUGGCAUUUCUCAAGCUGAAAGAACUGAAGAAAAAAUUCAAGCCUUGAGUUGUAAUAUUGAAGGAUUCUAUGGGGAAAAUAUUGAAUGACACAGGAAACAUCAAAAGAAAAUGUAAGGAAUACACAGAGUCAUUGUACCAAAAAUAAUUGGUUGCUGUACAACCAUUUCAGGAGGUAGCAUAUGAUCUAGAACCAACGAUACUGAAGGAAGAAGUACAAACUGCACUGAAGGCAUUGGCAAAAAACAAGGCUCCAGGAAUUGACAGAAUACCAAUUGAGAUGCUUCAACAAAUGGAUGCAGCACUGGAAGUGCUCACUUGUCUAUGCCAAGAAAUUUGGAAGACAGCUACCUGGCUAACCCACUGAUUUGUGCCCAUUCCAAAGAAAGGUGAUCCAUCCGAAUAUGAAAAGUAUUGAAAAAUGUCAUUAAUAUCACAUGCAAGUAAAGUUUUGCUGAAGAUCAUUCAAAAGCAGUUGCAACAGUAUAUCGACAGGCAACUUCCAGAAGUUCAAGCUGGAUUCAGAAGAGGAUGUGGAACAAAGGAUAUCAUUGCUUGAUGUCAGAUGGAAUCUUGACUGAAAGCAGAGAAUACCAGGAAGAGGGUUACCUGUGUUUUAUUGAUUAUGCAAAGGCAUUUGACUGUGUGGAUCAUAACAAAUUAUAGACAACAUUGCAAAGAAUGGGAAUUCCAGAACAGUAAUCGUACUCAUGAGGGACCUAUACAAAGAUCAGGAGACAGUCAUUCGAACAGAAUGAGGGGAUACUGAGUAGUUUAAAAUGAGGAAAGGUGUGUGCCAGGGUUGUAUCCUUUCACCACACCUAUUCAAUCUGUAUGCUGAGCAAAUAAUCUGAGAAGCUGGGCUGUAGGAAGAAGAACACAGCAUUAGAAUUGGAGGAAGACUCAUUAACAACCUUGCUUCCUAAAAGUGACGAGGAUUUGAAGUACUUACUGAUGAAGAUCAAAGACAACAGCCUUCGGUAUGGAUUACACCUCAACAUAAAGAUAGCAAAAGUCCUCACAGCUGGACCAAUAAGCCACAUCAUGAUAAACAGAAAAGAUGGAAGUGUCAAGGAUUUCAUUUUACUUGGAUCCACAAUCAACAGCCAUGGAAAUGGCAGUCAAGAAAUCCAAAGACUCAUUUCUUGGGCAAAUCUCCUGCAAAGGACCUCUUUAAAGUGUUGAAAAGCAAAGAUGUUACCUUGAAGACUAAGGUGCGCCUGACCCAAGCCAUGGUAUUUUCAAUCGCAUCAUAUGCAUGUGAAAACUGGACAAUGAAUAAGGAAGAUGGAAGAAGAAUUGAUGCCUUUGAAUUGUAGUGUUGGUGAAGAAUAUUGAACACACUGUGGACUGCCAGAAGAACGAACAAACCUGUCUUAGAAGAAGUACAACUAGAAUGUUCCUUAGAAGCAAGGGUAGGGAGACUGUGUCUUACGUACUUUCAACAUGUUGUCAGGAGCAAUCAGUCCCUGGAGAAGAACAUCAUGCUUGGCAAAGUACAGGAUCAGCAGAAAAGAGGAAUACCCUCAAUGAGAUGGAUUGACACAAUGGCUGCAACAGUGGGCUCAAGCAUAACAACAAUUGUGAGCAUGGCACAGGACCAGGCAGUGUUUUGUUCUGUGGUACAUACGGUUGCUAUGAGUUGAAACUGACUGGAUGGCAGCUAACAACAACAACAACCAGAAGAGUGAAAUACUGGUUGAAGAAUAACCCAGUCACACUAUGAUAUAAGAAACCCUAACUCAUUAUAGUUGCUCAUUCAUUGCUUUAUUGUUUCACUAAAUACUCGAAUACCUACUAUGUUCUACAUCUCAAGAAACGCGUCAGAAUACAUGUAUAAGUAAGACUCAACCAUAGUUUCUCAUAGUCUGGAACAGAAUACAGAUUCAUAAACCAACUCUUGCAGUACAGAAUAAGUGCUGUAGUGGAUUUUUUU
This is a messenger RNA of Loxodonta africana (African savanna elephant), 5004 nucleotides long. RefSeq lists its product as uncharacterized. The record is from RefSeq and is a predicted model, not a curated record. Lineage: Eukaryota; Metazoa; Chordata; Mammalia; Proboscidea; Elephantidae. Bases 128 to 805 code for a protein of 225 amino acids. The transcript has 4 exons.